CUCUCUGACCCCGCUUGCCUUUGUCUGUAAAUCUCACUUGCUUCUUCGCAACACACCAUAACUCCGUAUCUCAUCUCAUCAUGCAGAAAGCCCUCGUGAUCACUGCACCCGGCAGUCGCGACGUGAUGGAACGUCCGAUCCCUACUGUGCCCGACGACUGCCUUCUUGUCAAAACAGCUAGUGUUGCUCUAAACCCUACCGACUGGAAAAGUGCCGACCGGAAACCUCCAGGACAAGUCAUUGGGAAUGAUUACUCCGGUGUCGUCGAAGAGGUCGGCAAGGGCGUCAAGAAAGCCUUUCGCAAGGGCGACCGUGUUUGCGGUUGGGUUCAAGGAUGCAAUUCCAACAACCCGGAGAGUGGCGCCUUUGCCGAAUACUGUAUCCCGAAGGCCGACCUUCAGAUCGCCAUCCCCGACCGUCUCAGCUUUGAAGAAGCUUCAACCCUCGGCUUGGGGACAAUUACCGUGGGCCAGGGCCUGUAUCAGAGUCUGAAGCUCGCACCACCAGACGCCCCACUAGCACAGCCUGAGCUGAUUCUCAUCUACGGUGGCUCCACAGCCACCGGUACCUUGGCCAUUCAGUAUGCCAAGUUGUCGGGGUACACUGUGUUGACGACAUGUUCCGCGCAGAACUUCGAUCUUGUAAAGAGUCUGGGCGCAGAUGCAGUGUUCGAUUAUAAAGAUGCGAAUGCAGUCCAGGCCGUCAAAGAAUACGCACAGGACAAUCUGAAGCUGGUAUUCGACACUGUUGCUGUUGAGUCUAGCGCUAAGUUCUGUGGCGAAGUGAUCUCUAGCAAGGGCGGAGAUUAUUCUGCCUUGCUGAAGGUGAACGUUCCCCGUGAUGAUGUCCGCAGUCUUUUCACCAUAGGAUACACUGCUUUUGGUGAGGAUUUUGAUUUUGGUGGUGGCAUCAUUCCUGCCAAGCCGGAGGAUCGAGAGUUUGCGGGACAAUUCAUGAGCAAGGCAGCCACUUUCCUUGCAGAGGGAAAGGUUAAGCCUCAUCCUGUCAAGCUGGGGCCACGGGGGCUUCAGGGAGUAUUGGAGGGUCUGCAGGAUAUGAAGGAUGGCAAGGUCAGUGGAAAGAAGCUGGUGUACAACGUGGCCGACACACCAUGAAUCAACGGGUCUGGAUGUUACUGAGGAGACUGUGGUCAAAUGUGGAGGAAGUCUUGUACCUGAGCGGCAAAAAAGCUAUCUAACAGCACCUGGUAAGAUUGUGCGUCCAGCAUGGUGGUUUUGACAGGAUAGAACAUCAUGAAAUGACAUUUAUUGUUGA
Molecule: messenger RNA, 1275 nt
Organism: Aspergillus neoniger CBS 115656
Lineage: Eukaryota; Fungi; Ascomycota; Eurotiomycetes; Eurotiales; Aspergillaceae
Product: zinc-binding alcohol dehydrogenase family protein
Exons: 1
Coding region: 81-1115 (344 amino acids)
Molecular function (GO): oxidoreductase activity, acting on NAD(P)H
Source: RefSeq, a predicted model, not a curated record